CUCGGAUCGCGAGAGCUGCGAGCCCGGCCCCGCUCAGAGCCUCCCGCCAUGGAGCCGAGCCCGGCCGCGCUGCUGCCCCUGGCCGCGCUGCUGCUGGGGUCGGCGGGACGGGACCCCGCCCGGCCGGCGCUCAACCCGGAAAACCUGCUGCUCAUCACAGCGGCCACGGAGCAGACGGAGGGAUACGAGCGGUUCCUGCGCACGGCCCGUCACUUCAACUACACCGUCAAGACCCUGGGGCUGGGCGAGCCGUGGCGUGGGGGUGACGUGGCCCGCACGGUGGGGGGCGGGCAGAAGGUUCGCUGGCUGAAGGAGGAGAUGGCGAAACACGCGGAGCGGGAGGAGCUCGUCGUCAUGUUCGUCGACAGUUACGACGUGCUGCUGGCCGGGGGCCCCCUGGAGCUGCUGCGCAAGUUCCUGGCGUUCGGCAGCCGGGUCGUGUUCUCGGCCGAGGGUUUCUGCUGGCCCGAGUGGGGGCUGGCCGAGCGCUACCCCCCCGUCGGCACCGGCAAGCGCUUCCUCAACUCCGGCGGGGGCAGCCCCCAGGAGGCGGGGCCGGCCGGGCGGGUACCUGACCUCUCCCCGCAGGUUUGUCGGCCGCCGGCCGUGCACGGCCUGGCCCAGCUCUGGAAAUACCAGGACGACGACGACGACCAGCUGUUCUACACCCGCAUCUACCUGGACCCCGGCCUGCGGGAGAAGUUUGGGCUCGCGCUUGACCACAAGUCGAAAAUCUUCCAGAACCUCAAUGGGGCCAUCGACGAGGUGGUGCUGAAGUUCGAGAGGAGCCGGGUCCGUGCCCGGAACGUGGCCUAUGACACCCUCCCUGUCGUCAUCCACGGCAACGGGCCCACCAAGCUGCAGCUGAACUACCUGGGGAAUUACAUCCCGAACCGCUGGACCUACGAGGGGGGCUGCGGGGGCUGCGACCAGGGGCUGCUCGACCUCUCGGGGACCCCGGACGCGGCGCUGCCCCAGGUCCUGGUGGGGGUGUUCGUCGAGCAGCCGACCCCCUUCCUGCCCCAGUUCCUGCAGCGCCUGCUGGGCUGGGACUAUCCCUACGCCCGGCUACGCCUCUUCCUGCACAACCGCGAGGUGUUUCACGAGCCCCACGUGCAGGGGGCCUGGGAGCGGCUCCGUGGGGCCUUCGCCAGCGUCAGGCUGGUGGGGCCGGAGGAGGAGCUGAGCCAGGGCGAGGCCCGGGACAUGGCCAUGGACCUCUGCCGGCAGGCCGACUGCGACUAUUACUUCAGCCUCGACGCCGACGGCCUGACCAACCCGGGGACCCUGCGCGAGCUGAUCCGCCAGUACCGGAAGGUGGUGGCCCCCAUGGUGUCGCGCCCGGGCAAGCUCUGGUCGAAUUUCUGGGGGGCGCUGAGCCCCGAGGGCUACUACGCCCGGGCCGAGGACUACGUGGAGCUGGUGCAGGGCAAGCGGGCUGGGGUGUGGAACGUGCCCUACAUCAGCCAGGCCUACCUGGUGCGCGGGGAGACGCUGCGCUCGGAGCUGCACGACCGGAGCGUCUUCACCCUGGAGGAGACCGACCCCGACAUGGCCUUCUGCAAGAACGUGCGCGAGAGGGGGAUUUUUCUGCACAUCACGAACCUGGAGGAGUUCGGGCACCUGCUCUCCACGGCCAAUUACAACACGUCCCGCCUGCACCCCGACCUCGGGCAGCUCUCGGAGAACCCCCUGGACUGGCAGGAGAAAUACAUCCACGAGAACUACUCCCGGGUGCUGGACGGGGAGCUGGUGGAGCAGCCCUGCCCCGAUGUCUACUGGUUCCCCGUCCUGUCGGAGGCGGCGUGUGACGAGCUGGUGGCGGAAGUGGAGCAUUAUGGGAUAUGGUCCGGAGGGCAGCAUGAGGACGCCCGCCUGGCCGGGGGCUACGAGAACGUCCCGACCGACGACAUUCACCUGAGCCAGCUGGGGCUGGAGGGCGAGUGGCUGCGGUUCCUGCGGGAAUUCGUCGCGCCCGUCACCGAGACGCUGUACCCCGGCUACGCCACCAAGGCCCGGGCCCUGCUGAACUUCGUGGUUCGGUACCGACCCGAGCGGCAGCCGGCGCUGAGACCCCACCACGACUCGUCCACCUUCACCAUCAACAUCGCGCUCAACAGCAAGGGCACCGACUACGAGGGCGGCGGCUGCCGGUUCCUGCGCUACUCCUGCUCCGUCACGGCCCCACGGAAGGGCUGGAGCCUGAUGCACCCGGGGCGCCUGACCCACUUCCACGAGGGGCUCCCCACCACCCGCGGCACCCGCUACAUCCUGGUCUCCUUCGUCGACCCCUAGCCCCGGCCGCGCCCCCCCCGCUGGGCCCUGGGGCGCCCCUCCCCCCGGGGGCCCGGCCUCGGACUCCCCCACCUGCUCGG
Messenger RNA from Mauremys reevesii (Reeves's turtle), 2375 nucleotides. RefSeq names its product procollagen-lysine,2-oxoglutarate 5-dioxygenase 3 (gene PLOD3). Gene Ontology annotation, cellular component: endoplasmic reticulum. Gene Ontology annotation, molecular function: procollagen glucosyltransferase activity; L-ascorbic acid binding; iron ion binding. Gene Ontology annotation, biological process: peptidyl-lysine hydroxylation. NCBI's taxonomy places the organism in Eukaryota, Metazoa, Chordata, Testudines, Geoemydidae. The record is from RefSeq and is a predicted model, not a curated record.